GUUGGGCGGUGCCUUGUGGUUUGUGGGGUGCAACGGAUGGCGCGCUACGAUACAAACCUGGCCACCCUCCCUCCCACCACCACCACGAAGAGUCACCACCCACUCUGUUACCGCGCGCGAGAGGUCGUGGUAGUGGGGAUGAUGAUGAUGGUGGUGAAGGCUCAUUCGGUGAACGCUCCCGGCUGAGACGAGGCCUGAACGAGAGCGAGCGAGCGAGCGAUCAUCGCUUAUUCAUCUUCUUGAGGAAUGAGAAUCCUACAUCAUCACCACCGCCUCCCGAACACCAUCGCCACCAUCAUCCUCUUCCACAUCAUCAGUGUCAGCCACCUCGUCGCAGGGAGGUCACAGAAACCAGCUGCUACCGGUAGGAGCCACGCUCCGGUGAUCCACCUAUCCCAGGAAGAUGUCUUCCUGCCCAGAAUCCUGGAGGAGUUGCGGAGUCGUCGUGACGUCCCCCAGCACCAGCAGGGUCGCUGGCCCGACCGGGCGCGAUACGCGGUGCGGGUCGGGGGCCGGGACGCUGUGGUGGCGCUGCGGAGGAACCGGGAGCUGAUGUCGCGAGACUACACGGAGUUCCACUACCUGGCCGACGGGACGCCGGUGACGAACACGACGGUGGAACGGAGCCACUGCCUCUACCAGGGCCACGUGGAGGGGGAGCCGGGCUCCUCUGUCAGCCUCAGCACCUGCGACGGACUCCGCGGUCUCCUCCGUGUGUCCCACGGGAGCUACGUGGUGGAGCCGCUCCCCGGCUCCUCCUCGGGGGAGCACACCUCGUCGCGCGUUCGCCGCUCCGCCGAGCCCCACGCCACCUGCGGGGUCGCGGACGCGGCGCCUUCCCCUCCUCCACCGUCGUCGUCCCCGCCUCCUCCUCGUUAUCGUAACCGCGAUGCGUCGCCGUGGUCGCCGCAGUGGCGGACGGGCCGCCCCCGCGUGGCGGCAAUGGUGGCGCCCGUCACCGAGGUGCAGCGGGCGCUGCUCUCCGACACCAAAUACGUCUCGCUCGUCAUCGUGGUGGACAACGCCGAGUUCGUCAAGUUGGGGCGCGACAUGCAGCGGGUGCGCCAGCGCGUUCUGGAGGUCACGAACCACGUGGACAAGCUCUACCGCCCGCUCAACAUCCGCGUGGCGCUCGUGGGCCUGGAGGUGUGGACCCACGAGGACAAGGCGCCCAUUACCUCCGACCCCAAGCUCACCCUCGACCGCUUUCUGGACUGGCGCUUCCUGCACCUCGUGCCGCGCAAGCGCCACGACAACACGCAGCUCCUCACCGGGAUGGACUUUGUCGGUGACACCGUGGGCCUGGCUCCCAUCUCGGGCAUGUGCUCCAUCCGCCAGUCUGGUGCCAUCAAUCAGGACCACCACGUGAGCGCGGUGGGCGUCGCCACGACGAUGGCGCACGAGAUGGGGCACAACCUGGGCAUGACGCACGACUUGGCGGAGCGGGGCUGCGUGUGCGCCACGCCCGAGGAGCGGGGCGGCUGCCUCCUGUCUCCCGGACUCGGCUCGCUGUUCCCGCUCGAGUUCAGCAGCUGUAGCCAGGGGGACCUGCGCAACUUCCUCCUGACGGGGCUCGCCGAGUGCCUGCUGUCCCCGCCGGCGCCCGGCGAAGUCUACGGCGGCUCCGUCUGCGGCAACCUCUUCCUGGAGCCCGGAGAGGAGUGUGACUGCGGCACCGCCGAGGAGUGCACCAACCCCUGCUGCGAUCCGCUCACCUGCCGUCUGCAGCCCGGGGCCGAGUGCGCGCACGGGGCCUGCUGCGACAGCUGCAAGGUGGCACCGGCGGGCAGGGAGUGCCGCCCGGCGCGAAGCGAGUGCGACCUGCCGGAGUCGUGCGACGGCGCCGCCCCGUCGUGCCCUCCCAACCUCCGCAUGGCGGACGGCACCCCCUGCCAGGGCGGCGCCGCCUUCUGCCACUCGGGCGCGUGCCCCACGCCGCACCAGCAGUGCCGCUCGCUCUGGGGCGCCGGUGCGGACGUGGCGCCGGCCGUGUGCUUCGAACGUGUGAACGUGCAAGGAAACAAGUACGGCAACUGCGGCGUGGACACGCGCGGCUACGUGGCCUGCGCCCAGAGGGACACGCGAUGCGGGAAGCUGCAGUGCGUGGGGGGGGAGGGCUACCCCAUAACGGGGGUCACGUACACCCUGCGCGUGCCCUGGGGGGCCGCCCUCACCGUCUGCAAGAUCGCCGGGCACGAGAGCGACCGCUCGGGGCGGCCCCCCACCGCCGGGGAGCCCCCCGCCGGCAGCGUCCUCUCCGGCACCAAGUGCGGCGACGAUAAGGUGUGCGUCUUUGGGAAGUGCCAGGACGUGAGCUCGCUGGGCGCUGACGAGUGCACGGCCAAGUGCAACGGCCACGGGGUGUGCAACAACCUGCACAGGUGUCACUGCGACCCCGGCUGGGAGCCUCCGUUCUGCCUGGAGCGUGCGAGUGGAACAGGGCUGCCAGUGGUGGUGGUGGUGUGUGCGGUGGUGGCGGCGGUGGUGGCGGUGGUGGUGGCAGCGGUGGUGGCGGCCGUGUGUGUCCGUCGACGGAGGAGAACGAGCAUCGGCUACAAGCAGCACGACAGCAGGAGCACCGCCAGCGUUGCCAAGACGACGGCGGUAGCCACCGCCAGCGUUGCCAAGACGACGACGGCGGUGGCCAUCUCAAGCCCCCGCUUCAAGUCGAGCACGAACCACGCGGCCCAACAACGGCUGCCCCUCCCCGCGCCGCCCCCAGCGGCCCCCGGCACCGUCGCCGCGACACGCGCGUUGUUCCUUCAGAGUCCCUCCGAGGCUGCCCCCGCUCCUCCCGGGGCUCCGUUCAGGCCGCGGCCCCUCAAGUCGGUGACCUCGCCGACCUCGCCGACCUCGCCGACCUCUGUGGCAGCGCCACAGCCCAGGCCCCGCCCGCCCGUCCCCUGCAAGCCCCUGCCGCUUCUCUCCACCCGCAUUAGGGGGGGGGGCCCAUCCCGGCCACUGCUGCCCCCCAAACCGCUCAUGCCCCCCAAAGUUGGGCCGCGGUGACACCCUCCCCCCCCACCCGACAAUUUUAUUUCUUGUUAUGCAUCGUCGUUUUUGACGGCAGUAGCAUCUGCCAAUGGUCUAUCCACUGCUGAAGGCCGACACUUGUUCGUCACCACGUGCCAUGACCCAACUGCUGGAUAGACUCGAUACACUGCUGCCUAUAUUCUUAGUUCUUUCGGUAAAGUCACGUUUUAUUAUUUUGUUGUUUCCCUUCAACGUGACUUUACCGAAAGAACUCAGAAUAUGAAUUACUGCAGUCACGAAAGCUUUAAAUCAAAAUUUACACUACUACCUAUUCACAGUCCUGAAACCCAUCUGUCUCGUCUCGCCGAUGCACUCGCGAUGGGCCCCGUCGCUCGACCUCCACGGCACCUGGUCAUCCUCAAGAGGCCGCAGUCCUUCCUUUGGCCGCCAUGCCGUCGCCGGUCUUGUUCAUUGGCCAUAAUCGAACAUUAACGACCAUAAUCGACCCUUCUGGCGAUUAAAAAACGCCACCGGUCCAAGCCCGUUUGCCGCAUCACCAGUCCGUCCCUCCAUUAGUGUGAUGCCUCCGACGUUUGUUCGUUCCCGGAUCCACGUGCUCCUCAUCCCCCAUUUUGAAGACUGAAAAUUACUUGAAUAUUCGUGGCGAUUGAGAGACUCUCUUCACAAGGCUGGAGUGUAUUUAUCAUUGGCAACAUCGACUUGACGCUGUUUAAUUAAUGGCAGCUGAACCUGGAUAUCGGCCCUGGGGGAUCUUAAGGGUGCUGGUUUUGGCCAUUAAAACUCCCUUCUCUUUUCAGCCAGCCGGCCCCCACCUAAGGCUGAAAUAAUUAUUAACUUAUCAUCUCAGCCCAGCCUUGCCUCAAGAGGGUCCCACACGAUCUCACAAUGACGUGUUGUCUUCUGAAAGUACUUUUUUAACCUUUUUUAUGCUUUUACAAAGCAGCUGUGAGGUCUGCAAUGGUUUACUGGUCCUAAGUGAAUUUUUUAUUUAUGGGGGUUUUUUUAAUCGCGAAUUUGCGUUCGAGCCCGUGAGGUUUGAAAGUCUGUUGACCAAAAAUACGUGCGACUAAUGAUAAUAAACAUGCUCGAUCAAUGCCAAUUA
Messenger RNA from Petromyzon marinus (sea lamprey), 4096 nucleotides. Its product is annotated as disintegrin and metalloproteinase domain-containing protein 12-like. NCBI's taxonomy places the organism in Eukaryota, Metazoa, Chordata, Hyperoartia, Petromyzontiformes, Petromyzontidae. The record is from RefSeq and is a predicted model, not a curated record. Gene Ontology annotation, biological process: proteolysis. Gene Ontology annotation, molecular function: metalloendopeptidase activity.